This is a messenger RNA of Octopus sinensis (East Asian common octopus), 975 nucleotides long. RefSeq names its product general transcription factor II-I repeat domain-containing protein 2B-like. The record is from RefSeq and is a predicted model, not a curated record. NCBI's taxonomy places the organism in Eukaryota, Metazoa, Mollusca, Cephalopoda, Octopoda, Octopodidae. Bases 1 to 975 code for a protein of 324 amino acids. The transcript has 4 exons.
AUGGAUGGUGCUGCUUACAAUGAAGCAGAGAUUCAAUUUCUAGCUUUAUUGAUGUCGCAGAAAAGUCAACCUAUUCCGUCAACUGUCGAGAGAGCAGAUACGACAACAAGCACUGUGUGGAAGCAUCUUGAUUUAUCAUCUGUAUUAGAUCCUGUGAUUUCCACUGUUAACUACAUAAGAUCUCAUGGACUCAAACAUCGCCAAUUUCGUGAUUUCUUGGAGGAAAUGAAUGCUGAGUUUCCAGACCUACCUUACUAUACUUCAGUGUUGCUCAAAGACAGUGAAUGGCUCUGGAAAUUAGCAUUUUCAGCCGAUUUAACUAUGCAUCUCAAUGAUUUCAACCUACGGAUACAAGGUGAAACUUCACUCAUCUGUGAUUUGUACUCAAAGGUGAAAGCUUUUCGUAAGAAAUUAAUACUAUUUGAAAGUCAGUUAACAAGAAGCUGCUUUACUCAUUUUUCACGAUGUGACAAAUAUAGACAGGAAGCUGCCACUCCAUUUCCAAACUUGUUUGCUCAAGAUGUCAUUUUAGCUUUGAAACAACAGUUUGAAGAACGUUUUUCUGAUCUUGAUGCAUGUUCUUCAAAACUAAGAAUUUUUGAAAAUCCAUUUAACUCUGUUAUUGGAGACUUACCUUCUUAUGAGUUACAAAUGGAAGUUAUUGAUUUGCAAUCCAAUGACAUCCUGAAGGACAAAUAUAAAGAGGGAAAUUUGAUUGAAUUCUACAAAUGCCUUCCAUCCGACCAAUUUCUUCAUUUAAGGAGGUUUGCCUGUCAACAAAUACAGAAUUCAAUGAGUGAAGAUUCGCUUGAAAAAACAUCAGUUGAAUUGAGUUUAGAAAAUGGGGAAUACGAGCUGCAAUACGCAUUUAAGAAACUCAAGGAAUUAAAAUAUGACGCUGUUAGUUUCACAGAACUAAAACAUUUCGAAACUAGAGAAACAGAAUGUUGCAAUAAUCCAGAUAAAGCAAAAUAA